Calliphora vicina (urban bluebottle blowfly) is the source of this 483-nucleotide messenger RNA. Its product is annotated as GATA zinc finger domain-containing protein 4-like. The record is from RefSeq and is a predicted model, not a curated record. The transcript is spliced from 3 exons. The coding region runs from base 1 to 483 and encodes 160 amino acids. NCBI's taxonomy places the organism in Eukaryota, Metazoa, Arthropoda, Insecta, Diptera, Calliphoridae.
AUGCUGCUCUCGUCAUCUUCGGCAUCAUCGGCAUCAUCGUCGUUGUCAUCAUCGGCGGCGUCUUGCAAUGCAACGUCUUUGUAUGGUCGCACACCCAGACGUUUGUCAGCCAAUUACAACCACAAUAGCAAUCAUUUGUAUCAUCAGCCACAUCAUCUACAGCAGCAGCAUCAUCAUCAUUUGCAACAUCAUUCUACCAACUCGUUCAUGAUGACGUCUUUAAAUACACAUAGCAAACACAACAAUAGCAGCAGCAACAACAACUACAAUAACAACAAUAGCAACAACAACAAUAAUAAUAAUUCCAGUAAUCAAAACAACAAUAAUAAUAAUAACAACAACAACAGUAGCAGCAGCAACAACUCUAGAAAUCAUAUAGUUGAUCUUGUUACUGAUGAUGAUGAUGAUGUUGAAUUAUUAACAACUGGAACUACAGCUACAACAACCACAACCAUAACUUAUGAUCAUCAUGAAUUGUUAUAA